Messenger RNA from Ylistrum balloti, 2683 nucleotides. RefSeq names its product transcription factor SOX-9-like. Bases 118 to 1530 code for a protein of 470 amino acids. The record is from RefSeq and is a predicted model, not a curated record. Gene Ontology annotation, molecular function: DNA-binding transcription factor activity, RNA polymerase II-specific; RNA polymerase II cis-regulatory region sequence-specific DNA binding. The transcript has 3 exons. Gene Ontology annotation, biological process: negative regulation of transcription by RNA polymerase II; morphogenesis of an epithelium. Gene Ontology annotation, cellular component: nucleus. NCBI's taxonomy places the organism in Eukaryota, Metazoa, Mollusca, Bivalvia, Pectinida, Pectinidae.
CAAGGAUCAGGACAAUAUUAUAACAGGCUACAUAAAUAUAGAGUGUGACACUGAUAGUGCUAGAUUACGUGGUGAGACAGAGUGCAUAGGAUUAACACGGAUUAAUUACUUAACACAAUGAGUGACUCUGAUGAGAGCCGAGGAUCUCCUUUGGAGCAGCCUUCCACGGAACAGCUUCUGGACGCUGUCCGGGGGGCCGGGGCUGGUCUCCUUCACCAGGACGACAAAACUCUAACCCCAGCAGAACUUGGUGCACAGGGACUGAACGUAGAUAAAUUCCCAAAACAGAUCCAGGAUGCAGUGUCCCAAGUCCUGAAGGGCUACGACUGGUCCCUAGUGCCCAUGCCCCAAAGGGGCCCAAACGGCGAGAAGAGGAAACCUCAUAUCAAGAGACCGAUGAACGCCUUUAUGGUUUGGGCCCAGGCUGCACGUAGGAAGCUGGCCGAUCAGUACCCGCAUCUACACAAUGCCGAGCUCAGCAAGACUCUAGGCAAACUCUGGAGGCUCCUGAAUGAGGAGGAAAAACGUCCGUUCGUAGACGAAGCAGAGCGCCUGCGCGUUCAGCAUAAGAAGGACUACCCAGAUUACAAGUACCAGCCGAGACGCAGAAAGCCCCUGAAGAGUGCCAGUGGUGGGCAGACGGAUGGCGGUCAGGUGCCCCCUGGACUCAUGUUCAAAGGCCUUAACGAGCAUUCGCCAUCCGCCAUCAGUGACGGAGACUCGGGCAGUGACUGUUCCAAUCACAACCCGAAUGGACCCCCGACUCCCCCUACAACACCCAAUCAGCACGACCUCAUUACACUUAAGUGCAUGCCGGACCGUCUACGUCACCGCCCACACGUGCCAGGGCAUCCGAUAGACUUCCGGAGUGUGGACCUGCAUACAUAUCCCUCAGAGAUGGUUCUUCCCAUCGACAAUUUUGACGACCAUGAAUUGGAUCAAUAUUUACCAACAACAGCAUCCCAUAUGCCUGGUACUCAUGCGCCAGAACAAUACACUUCCUGUUAUGGAACUGCUUCCGCCUCGACCACCACCUCAUCCUCCUGGACGUCGAACUAUCGGGUAUCCUCGUCUGGAAUGUGUCUGCCGUCCUACCCUCUGCCCCAAAACUCUGAUGUUUCGUCCCCGUACGACCUGUCCAACCACUCGCCACAGUCGGCCACAAACGCCUCCUCCCAGUCGCCACCCAUGCACAGCCCUUCAUACCAACCGAAUACAACUGGAAGCACAGGGACAUGUAAAUACAUUGGUGAGGACGACCAGACAACCGUCAAACUAGAGCCUUUAGGUGCAAGGUCAGCACCUCGUCAGUCCCAGACAUCAUCACAGGGACAAUUUGACUCUUACAACAUUUCCCCUCCCCCACGUUAUGAUAGUAACCACCACGGGAGCCAGUUCACCUCUCAGCACGGCUUUCUUCCGGCUAGCACCACCGCACAGCCUUACCAAUACAUGGGUGUGUCCCGCCAAAUGUUUAACCCCAUCCCCGCCGCCGUCCCCACUGAUCAGACUUGGAACCGGUUCACAUAACUCGUGACGUCACUCGAACGUGCAGCUAGGUCCUGAAGUCACUUGUUCUACAUGUCUGAACUGUUGUGUAUGUGACGUGACCCUUGUGAUCUCGUACUCAACAAGCUUUACAAACUGGAUAUCUAUUUCUACUGGGGACAUGCACAAUAACUUUCUACUACCGACCAGAAAGAAAUAUUACUGGUCCAGGUGUCUGACCAUAAAGAAAUAUUAGUUGUGCUAGUUUAGUCUGUUCGAUGUCCAAAGUGAAAGUAGAUCAGAGGGACUCUUUUGCCCCAUGUAUACAUUUCACAACAAAUAUUCUACAAAUAGAAUUCAUUAUAUGUCUCUAUUUAUUAUCUGUAAGAAGGUCUCAAAGAGAAGUAUGUAUGUUUGCGAGGGGUAUGUAUCAUCGUCUUAGUGUAUGACGUAUCCAACCAAAGUCCCGUUCUGAUGGAAGCAUUUGUAACCGGUGUUGACAUGUGACGUCAUCAUAAUUUGUUCUUUUCGUCAUCCUUCAAUGUAAAUUAACAUGAUUGGUGCUUACACCUAUCACGUGCUACAAGAUGACGAAGUCUCUAUAGCACUGGGUGCUUUCUUCGGAGAAUCAUUUUUGCAUUGUUAUUUAUAAUUACAUAUACUCAUCAACAGUACAAUGAUGUUAGAGUUUUAGUUUUAGAAUUAUUUUAUUUCAUAGAUCAACGAACUUUAUUGUCUCUGUUCCUCACGUCGUGCCUUUCACCAAAAUACAUAUAAUUUCAUAUUGUAAUUUAAGGGAGAAUGAGUUUGUGUAUGGAUUGCAUUACGAGGUCGACAACUGAAUGGCUAACAGCCCUGAGUUUUUAAUCGAGAACUGUUCGCUUUUUUGUACAAGCUUGUGUUCCAACUUUGAAACGACCAAAGCUAUCAAAAUUAUGUCAUUUUUUCUUGAUACGAUUCCAGAGUCUGGGUCUAUCUAAGUCGACCAGUAAUAAAUAUUUAGUAUUUGAGCUCAUUGCCAGGGCGACCCGCAAUAGGGUGACGAUAUGCAAUAAGUAAGAACACCUUAUGGUUGUUUAUUUUAGAAUAUUGUUAGUACAAUUACACUUAAUGCAUUUUCGGCAUUAUAUUUACAAAUGUAUGUAAAUAUCUUGUACAUAAUGAUUUAUACAUUAAAUUCCUUUUGAUAAAUUGA